UUCGUCAACGACGCCUUGCCAACGAUUGGCUAUGGAAAAAAGUCCUUUUGAUCCAGCCAUUUGUUUUCUGCCACGGCCUUGGAAGUGUGGAUUUGAUCAUCACCGUCCCGACCCCUCCUUUUCCAAGGGUGGGUUGUCAUGGAUGUCCACGUGGAAGUCUGGGCAUCUCACCGCCACAAAGAUUUGAACAUGCUUGAAAACACCGCCGGCGACGCGUUGGCUGACGCUCCCAAGUUCUGGGCAACUCUCUCGGCACACGGAAGUGACGGCACACAGCCAUGUUUUAUUACGAUACCGACGCCCUUGAAAGCGACAUCCUGGUGCACGAAGGCGCGCCAAAGCUUACCUACCACGAGUAUGCUGCCUUCACCAGACCACGCAUUCAGCAGUUCCAGCCAACCUCGGCGGGGUCUUCUGCCGGCGAGGUGAGCCGGUGUGCCUUGUCCGAGGACUGGGAGGGGCGUGGAAUGUUUGAGCUUGCUCUGCGACAAAACCAUGCUGUGGACCGAGAUGGCGAGUUUGUGCUCCAGGGCGACCACGUACAUCCAGCACUUCGAGGCCGUGUGAGGCAGGUGAUAGCGCGGCGCAGCCUGAACUAUAGCUCCUAUGAAAAGGGCGCGCUCGACGGUCUGAACCUCACACGUGCUGACUACGAAGCCCUCAAACUACACCCGUCGACAAUCCAAUAUCUCCGCCGGACCACGACCGAGUCCACUUUUUGGGAUCAGCGUCACGAGAAGCUUAGCAUCAUCCUCUGCUUCUCCACAGAGCCGCGGCCAGCCUACGACUUUAUGUCUUUCACAUACAGCAUCCCCGACCGUACGGCGACAAUGCUCUUGCGCCAGUCCUAUGACCCGCACAUUCAUGAUGUGGAUGACUUGGAGCAGUAUGGCGAACGAAUGCAGGCCUGCAAACCCCAUUGGGCCCACCCAUUGGUCACGCCCGUUGUUUUGCUCCAGAUGCAGUUUUUGCUCUCUGAGCGCGCCGUGGCUGAGAAUGAGAAGGACAUCUCCAGGGUGGAGCAAGAUGUUGAACGCAUGGCUGGGUUCGAAACGACCGACUCCCGCCCAAAGAGCCGGUCGAAUUCGACCAGUUCAGGUGCAACCGGCGGGUACAGUCAUCCAAAGCGGCCCACUGAGCUUAUGAAGAACGCACACGACGCCUUCAAGAAGUCUAUCAAGCUGCUGGACACAAUCACCUGGAUGGAUAGGGCAGUUGGUGUUAUUUUGCGGGCAGGUGACGAACUAGAAGAAGUGAGGUACGAGAGUGAGAAUGACAUUGACAGCCCCGACCUUCAGGGCGCUUUGAUCUCGGCAUCUGGACGGACGGUAACAGGUCUUGCUCGUGCCCGCAUCAUUGAGGAUCCAAUGUCAGCCCAUUGGCAUGAGAUCAGGCAGUACCUCGAGAGUCUGCAGCAGCUGUGCAAGAGCCUGGAAACUGAACGACACAUGUUGGAAGUUCGAUGCAAAUCUCAGAUCGAUAUUAUCUAUGCCAAGAUGCAGCAGGAAGACAAUAUCUUGACAGCUCGCAUGGCAGUUACCUCGACUCGAGAUUCCUCUUCCCUCAAAGCACUAGCUGUUAUCACAGCCCUGUUCCUUCCGGGUGAUUUUAUCGCCAGCCUCCUUGGCAUGGCCAUGUUUGAAAAAUGGAAUGACGAGGAAUACGAUGGCGAUAGGCUGCCCGAAACGCCAGAACGAUUUUGGCUUUACUGGGCCCUUGCGCUCCCACUCACCUUUAUUAUCUUUAUUCUCUGGCGGACGUGGUGGGUAUCGCAAGAUCGGUUCUUCAGACAGCAUCUGUCCAAGGAGCUCAGUGAAGAGCGGUACUGGACUGAGGACAGGCGGCCUCGGAAACUGGACCACAGCUUUAUCCGUGACUUUUUCACUCUCUCGGCAAGGAGAGACGAAAAGGCCGACAUUCCACCACCGAGUCCGGAUUUGUCUCACUCUCAGCUGGCUGCUGAGAGUAGUAGCAAGACUCCAUCACCCCCAGCCCCUGUUUUCAACUUGAAAAGGAUUGCUUUUGCUGGGACAGACACACGAAGGAGUAAGCGCAAUGCAUUCCGUGGACAUAGUGCGGUGUAAUUCGUCAGUGCCUACUUGAGUGUCAUGUAGUUUAGGACUCGAGGUUUCAUGAAAGAGGGUCCGGCCAAACCCACCGCAGGGCCCUCAAGUAGUUCACAAGAUGGAGCUGCAGGGUCAAGUCUCUUCACCGCUGCAAAGUGGCUCUUUCAUCGAGUCCACUAGCUUUGUCCGGCGGGUUAUUUCAAGGCGCGGCGAAGUCACUAGGUUGGUUGACGGCACUUAAUGAACUGAGCAAGGUCAAUCUGCACAUGGAACUACGUCUCCUGACUGCCUUUAGCCUCCUUCCACUCAAAAUGAUGACUGCCAGUUUCGGGCU
Molecule: messenger RNA, 2400 nt
Organism: Podospora pseudocomata
Lineage: Eukaryota; Fungi; Ascomycota; Sordariomycetes; Sordariales; Podosporaceae
Exons: 2
Coding region: 279-2084 (601 amino acids)
Source: RefSeq, a predicted model, not a curated record